AUGUUGUUCGCCGGCAUCUUGCCUCUCGAGACGCUCCUCGCGGCUGCGUUCCUCAACUGCAAGAAGACGUGCAUCACCGCCCUCUAUGUCCGUUCUGUGACAUGGGAUAUCGGCAUGGAAAACGAGCCAGGCGAUAUCGGCUUCGACACCCUCGACCCAGCCCAUUGGCCUCUGGACGUCUUCACCCACGUGGCGCCAACUUACCUCUGGGCCCUCCAGCGGACUUAUGAUGCCCGUACCCAUCCCGCGGAGUUUUACAUGGGCCUCCCCAACGCCGAACGCACCAAACCACACGAGAUGCGAUGCUCCAAGUUCUCAUACUAUCUCAACCUGGCACGCAAGCAGGAGCAUAAGAACCGCAUAACGGGGUCGGCUUAG
Molecule: messenger RNA, 378 nt
Organism: Cutaneotrichosporon cavernicola
Lineage: Eukaryota; Fungi; Basidiomycota; Tremellomycetes; Trichosporonales; Trichosporonaceae
Exons: 2
Coding region: 1-378 (125 amino acids)
Source: RefSeq, a predicted model, not a curated record